UUGCACACUGGAAACAGUCGUUAGAAUCGCUAGAAGGAAGGGAGUGCCAUAAGGGAACAGCGACAAGGGAUUCUUUUUUCUUUUUUAAAUAAAAGGUUGCGCAACAUAAUCCAUCGCUGCAGUGCUUUUGAUGCAAGCUCAGAGACAAAGGAACACCAAACCUGACUGGUGUGGGGCUCAGAGCAGAAAUAAGAAGCUUUAGGAGACUCGUGGUCGACUCAACGUCAGCGCGUCUCUUCCUUUUCUUUUACGCGUAAAGCUGCAAGAAGAAAAGUAAACUUUUGGAGACGUUUUUGUACUGUAUCUUUUUUUUUAAAUUAACAACUUUCCGCCGCUUUGUAGGCGAAUUAUCAGAUCUCUCUACCGCUGCUGGAUCUAAGCCUUUAACGGGUUCUUUCCAAAUAUAGCCACUGUAAAUGCUGGAGUGUCCUUGACGGAGCGGCGCGAUCCUAGAUCGAAUAUUUGCAGCGCUGCCAAAGUUUAAAAUUAAAUACUCAGAUCAUUUUGAGUCAUCGGGGAUUUUCUUUUAGCAACACGUUAAGGGUAUUUUGCAAAUUAGGACGCUUGAAUCAGUUGGCGUGUUGAUAUUUUAGAAGCUGGCGCGGUUCAUAUGUUUUUCUUCCUAUUGUGAACUACUGUAUGUUGAUGUAAAAACGCUCUGUAGCCGACGAUUGCUCCCAACAGAAGCCAUUUUUAAGUACUUGAUUUAUAGUCCCGUCUGAGUCACUGAAUACGAGCUGCUCAACCUGCUCUGAGCUGCAGCCUUAACCUGAGCACAUACAUUAUUAGCACUUUUUUUUUUUUUUUCUUCUGUUGCUCUCAAUUCUCCAACCAUGACUUUUUGUGCGUCUUGCUCCGGGCGCGGUGGAUGUGCCAUGGCUCGGUUUUUCUUCACCAUCUAUGUCUUGGCGCUUGGUUUGUCGCUGGGCUUGUCUGGAGCUGAAGCCCAGCAGGCCAAGACGACCGGGGAGAGCCCACCGGGGGUCACCCUCCUUACUCUGAUCACGGGAACCUGCCGGGAGAUCCAGCAGUACGCGGAGUCAGUGGUGGGAACCGGCGUGGUGCGGUCAACUGUUGAGAGUGCAGUGUUGUUUCUUGAGUCAAUGCUUGGUCAGGAGAACGUCUAUACAGUGGCCAUGUUUUUCGAGAUGGUGAUCCGAUUCCUGGCUGAAGGAGCUGCCAGUGGCCUGAAUGUCAUUGCUGUUUACGUCACAGAGAUCCUCAGGGUCACAGGAUUCGAUGUUGCACUGACGUUGCCCCGAUUCACUCCAGAGGGUGUGACUGCCGUCGCCCAGUGGGGUCUGGUGGCUCUCAUUGGCUACUGGGUGCUGACCAUUGUUCUCCGUCUGCUGAUUGCCGUGGUGAGGCGGGUAUUCUGGGUGGUGAAAACUGUGCUGGCGCUCUGGCUUUUCGGGCUGAUUGCGACUGAUAAGACUGCCAGUGCAGACACCACGGCGGUUCGACUGGCCGGCCUGGUGCUGGCAUGUGUCCUGUUGACUCUGCUCACGUCUGCCUCUGAGAAGCCAUGUGCAGUGGAACACCGGCUGAGCUGCCUGGAGGGGCGGCUGAAGGCAGUAGAGAAGAGGAAAGGGGAAUAGUGAUGGGAGAGGGUAGAGAGGAGUACAGAUGGACAAAGGUGAUGGUAAUGUCGGUUAAGAAAACAGUAACGUUGAUGGUUUCUAUAUGUGUCAAAACUAUUAUGGCAAUAAAGUAAUCUCUGGGAUUUUUAAAUCAGGAAUGCUCUUUUUGUUUUUCCUUCAGAAAACACCAAAGGAAGAAGUUGAUUUUUAGCAGGUAUAGUGUUUGUCACGUUCAGCAUCUUAGUCUAUCAUUUGCUAAUUAGCAUUUAAAGUACAACAGAGACUGAUGGGAAAUGUUAGGGAUAUCUGUGCCAAAUUUCAUGGAAAUCCGUCCGAUAGUUGUUGAGAUAAUUUAGUGUGGACCAAAGCGGUCAACUAAUUCCCAGAUUGGCUUAGUCGGAUUAUUUUUACUUCAUCAAGACACUGAAAAAACCCAGGAUCAAACAGCCAGUCUCAUCUCUGAUGUCUUAGUCUCAACUCACCAUGACCAGCACGGUGUCUUCAACCCAGGCUGAUCCGUGGUCUGUUGACAGCCACUUCAUUCCUCCUGUGCGCCUGGUUGCUUCCCUGCUGCUCAGUCAGCUGGAAGCUUUUUUGAUCCUUGGGUUUACACCAGCAGCGUUCACCCCCCACUGCCGCUCCAGCCGAGUGGAACAGCCUGACCUCGGUGCCAGAAUUAUCGUUCCUGCUAGCUCAGUCUGCAGCAGCGAAACUCUCUUCCCUCCUGUACUUGGCCAUGGUGGAAUGCCAAGUGGGCCAGAUAUGAAUCCACAGUGAAACUAACUGUGAGGCCUCACUGUGUCACCGCCUCUCUGCGUCAUCACAGAGGCAAAGAUAAGCAGCGGUGAUGAUGUGCUGCUACACCUAUAAAUUAAGUAUUUGAUGGAAAUCUUAAUGUCAAAAUUAAGCAUCUGAGAGGAUGUAUGUGAAUGAAGCCAUUGACUUUAAAGCUGUUGUGAUCCAUAUAUUUGUAAUAUAUAAAUAUAAGGGUAGCAAUGGAUCAGAUCACUGUGUAUUAUGAAAGGUAUAAUUUGUACUGACAAAACUACAGAGAAUUAUCACCCGUCUCUGCAGUUAGGGUUAGGGUUGUGUUUUCAUAACAUAAAUAAGCAACUCUUUGUGAUCUACAGCUAAAAAAAAAAAAAAAGAAAGAAAAUUAUUUUUAGCAAGUUCAGUUUGG
Toxotes jaculatrix (banded archerfish) is the source of this 2760-nucleotide messenger RNA. Its product is annotated as transmembrane protein 109-like. Gene Ontology annotation, biological process: intrinsic apoptotic signaling pathway in response to DNA damage by p53 class mediator; cellular response to gamma radiation. The coding region runs from base 834 to 1598 and encodes 254 amino acids. The record is from RefSeq and is a predicted model, not a curated record. The transcript is spliced from 4 exons. Lineage: Eukaryota; Metazoa; Chordata; Actinopteri; Toxotidae.